AGUUUCUGUUGGUCUUGGUUCCACUCAAAAGUCGAGUUCGUCAGGUUCGUGUUCCAAAAAUCUGCAAAUUGGUAUCGUGCUGUGUGGGGGCAUCAGAUCAAGAACCAUGGACCCGGAUGCAAAUGCUCGAACUAGUGCACUACUCGCAGUCUUUUACUUUACUACUCGCAUAAACUACACUAAGUCCUCAGCCUCACAUGCAUAAGAUCGGAGUUCGUCGUUUUUUAUUUCAAUAUGCGAGAUCACAACAUCUGUGUUGUCCUAGUCCUCGUUGUCUCGCUCAUUGCAUAAGAACACUGCAUCGAGUCCUGCCCUUGUAGAAGUUUGUUGCGCAGGCACGGUAUUCUUGUUGUUCAACCACAUUUUUACUACCAAACCCAAAGGCCACACACACCAGCAAAAAUGCCCCCAGGUGGUGGUCUACCCCAGACACACUCUGUUCCCAUCCGGGUGGAGUUCCGGAAUCUGGGGGGCGAUGUCCUAGUGACGACAGACGAGUUCCCCUUCCCCCUGGAACGAGAUGGACAAAAGCGUUGUCACCGAGGAGAUAGGCAAAUAGGUCCGCAGCUGCAACACGACCACGACCAGUCGGACCUGCGUCCUCUCGACGAGCUUGCUGACAGCACUACUAGUAAAGAAGCGUAUUCUCUUGCGUGGUUGCGUCAGUUGUUCGCCACGCAGGUGGACCGGCAUGCCCUGUAUGUGGAUCUCGUGAGGCACCUCGUGAAUGAAUUCAGUGAUGUAGAAAACCUAGAUCCGCCACUUUUCUCCAAGCGGCCGGGCCCUGGAGGUCCGGGUGGUGCGCAAGGAAGCAGCUCGCAUUGGAUCCGCGGAAUAGGUGGCCCUGAAGAUGGAAGCAAGGCAAGAAAUAUCGAAAAGAGCAGUGUUGUUAAAGCACCGCAGGAGCGAUCUUCGUCGUCCGCUGCGCAUUGUCGCCAAUCUGAUCCACCGUCCGUUGUGGUGGAUCUCGAUGAACCUCAUCCCAGCGGGGAUGGAAAACGCGACGAGGACCGUGGAGCGAAACAGCGGCGCGAAGUAGACGCGAUCGACCACGCUCACGCAAACAGGUUCGCCCGGACUCUGGAUGGAGCAGAGCAAAUGCCUCUGUGGUUGACCGCCUUGCGAUACGAAGGUAGAAUCAAUUGUGGAACUUCUUCUACGGACUCGCCGCCUUCGCAAUGUGAAGGAGCUGAAGGGGCUGCAACGCGGCCACCUCCAGGCGUUUCAAUUUGUUCCCCACUACUUCCCGAGCCCACGAUCCGCGCUCUGUAUUCCUCGAGUACAAAUGUGGGAAACUAUUUUGUGGAUUUCGCCAGCGGGCCCCUGCGCCUCCUGCUCGCGGCGCCCAGGACGUCGGGCGGGCGCAACGUGCUUAUCUAUGACAGUGCACAACUCCCCCUCGUUCUCAUUCCUCAUGUAAAGUACCAAAUCCACGCUUUCCCUCCUGUCACUAUUAUGCAUGACAAGUUCUGGUAGCCCAAAUAGCACUACACUCCACUGCAAAUUUGUCAUGCAAAACCGGCACUCUGGCUGAUGCUUGUAUUGCCGUUCAUGCUAUACAAAUGAGGGGGAGGGGGAGUUGAUGCGCACUGUCAUACUAUCCUCCAGCACGUCACAAACCAAACGAGCCAUCCACACAUCUCUGAGCGGCCGGUAUGCAUUGCAAAAGUAUCCUACUCCUCGUAUGAAUGCAUUACAGAUUUCCUCAGCAACAUGAGAAAUGAAAUUUGUCAUGCGGUGGAAUACCUUAAGAAAAAGAUUUGUAAUGCAUUACUGCAAUCACUACGAGUGCUCGUAAUCGUAUAGAUACUUUUGCAGUUCAUAACCGGUGGACGACGACAACGGCGCUCUGCUCUUCCGCCCGGCGCAACUGUGGUACACUGUGGACGACGAGGAGAUCGAGAUCUUUGAUGGUACAGCAGCGGUGGAACACGCGCUCUUGGGCGUUAGCGCCGCCGUGGCCACGACGUCCAGGAGUAAUCUUCAAAGCUCGGAACAAGAACAUCAAGUUCCUCUUGCUCACCAAGACGAAAGAACUAGUACCAACGAACCAACAGAAAUCACAGCCACGGUGUGCAGGAGGAAGAGGGUCGUGCAGCCUCCUUUAAACAAAAAGUUUAUUCUUCACCUAUCCUACACGGACGAGCGGAAUCCGCACGUGCGUAUUCGCCGCGCGUUUGUCUUCACCCAGGACCAGCGGGAGGAGCUUGCGCGCUUGGUCUUCACGCUCCGUUGUCUGCAGUCUUGGCUGUCUGAGUUGUUUCCCUCAGUGGAAGAACACCAACGACGGGAAAAGGCCCCUGCUCCAGCCUUGCCACCUGUGGAAAACGCGGUGGCCGUGGCUUGUUGUACGGAAGAAAAUGCAAAGAAAGACGGAUCGGUUGUAUUCGUAGACAGCAGGAGGGGGCCUUCCUUAUCCUCAGCCCAGGGGUACAAGACCUACACCAGCAAGGGAACAACAUCUUCAGGCGACUGCCAACAAAAUCCACCCAUGCCGGCGGCCAAUAGAGAAGGUACAGGGGGUACAGAAUGGCCAACAUCACGCCAAUCCGAUCGAGUUCGCGAAGAUUUCUGUCGCUUUCUGUUCGCCCCUGAAAUAGAGGCCGCUAUGAUGCAGCUCUGCACAGCAUCAGCGUCACCGUCAGUCAGUUUUGGUACUACAACUGUGCCACCAAAAGCGUCGCCUUCAGGAGCUGCACAACUACACUCAUUUCACCAGCAGCACUCGACUUAUGCCCGCCUUGUAAGGAAGCUUCUGGGAAAAAGGCUUUUUCGUACCAGAGAAGAUGAAGAAAAACUAUCUGGAGCAGCUCCUCCUGCUGCAGCUGAUUCUUCAUCCGGGAGCACAAGACAAGGACACGAGCUCGACGGCCGGCGAGAAAAUGACUUGGAGGUUCCGUUCGGCGCACUUUUGCGCGAGUUCCAGAUAGUGGAGUGUCUGCGGAGCGCUCUGCCACUCCUGAAAUUCAUCGACAACUACCACGGUUGCGGAGAGCUGGUCGACGAGGAAGGCAAAUCAAGGCCAUCGCCCCCGUCAACGUUUUCCACCGUCGCGAGAAGGGAACUUGGCUGGGAUAAUCAUUCUGAUCCUGAUCCUGAAGAGGCCUUCGAACAAAAUAGGGAGCAAGAGUCCCCAGCACUGUCCGCGAGUACAACCGAAUCGCUUACGGAGGAGGAGCAAGCCCAAGCCCAAAAUGUGGGAGCGAUGUCCCGCCCUAGUGAAGAGGAGCUUGCUCGUGAAAACGAGGAUGCAGGUGGCGGUGCGCAUAAUCCGGAGGUAGGCACAGCAAGCCUAGAAAUAUCAAAGGCUUCUGACAUCGAAAUAAACCGGAGUAGUGUUGAAACUGCCACGACCGUCAUUUGCAUUCAUGUCGUGGCACCGAGACGUGUCUGGCUAGACCUGGAACGCGAUCAAAGGUUCCAGCAGUGGGGAAAGCCGAGCGGUGGACAAGCGUCACGUGGUGAUCAACCGGACCAGAUAACCGGUCAACAAGCUGCGACGGAGCAAGCCGGAUCAGGAGCCCCACCCGAUCUGAUCGCCCACGCACUGCGGCGCUUGUUGCAAAAGGUCGACCCCACGAACGAGGUACUUUUGCCACCGCAAAUUGAUUUUGAAUCGGAAGACAUUGACUUUUGAUGGAUUUUUAGUCGGAUGGAUGGACGAUGUCCAGCAAUUCGUCAUGAGUUCUUGAUCUACUAGUACUACUUCGUCAGUUCACACGUUUUUGCGCAAGGAAACGCGAAGGGAAGUCGCAGCUGAGCG
Amoebophrya sp. A120 is the source of this 3763-nucleotide messenger RNA. The record is from the annotation of a GenBank genome assembly. NCBI's taxonomy places the organism in Eukaryota, Dinophyceae, Syndiniales, Amoebophryaceae.